AUGGAAUCACAAACUAAAGCUACUUUACAAAUUAAAAACGGUCCUUCUUUCUCCGGUUAUUCUUUUGGAGCUUCCAAUUCGACAGCAGGAGAGGCCGUAUUUACAACUUCUUUAGUUGGUUACACAGAAUCUAUUACAGAUCCUUCUUAUUGUGGCCAAAUUUUGGUCUUUACUCAACCUUUGAUUGGAAAUUAUGGUGUCCCAUCUUCUACUGCAUUAGAUGAAUUCAAUUUAUUAAAAUUUUUCGAGUCACCACACCCUCAUAUCAAAGGUAUUGUAGUAUCAGACUACUCCCAACAAUAUUCCCAUUGGACUGCUAUUGAAUCCUUAGGUGAGUUUUGUAAAAGAGAAAAUAUCACUGCAAUUGCGGGUGUAGAUACUCGUGAAAUUGUACAAUAUUUAAGAGAACAAGGUUCAUCUUUAGCAAGAAUCACUAUUGAAAAUGAUACUUCUGUCGAAUACAUCAACCCAAUGGCAGAUUUAUUAGUUUCAAAAGUUUCUACAAAAAAACCUUAUUUUAUCAAGUCUUUAUUACAUGAACCUGUGGCAAAUAUUGCAUUGAUUGAUUGUGGUGUUAAAGAAAAUAUCGUUAGAUGCUUGGUUUCAAGAGGUGCUAAUGUAACAGUACUACCAUAUGACUAUGAUAUUCAAACUAUUGCAAAGAAUUUCGAUGGUAUUUUUAUUUCAAACGGUCCAGGGGAUCCAAAAUCUUGUCAGGUUACAAUUAAUAAUUUGAAAAAACUAUUGAAUGACGAAACAUUAUACUCUUUACCAAUAUUUGGAAUUUGUUUAGGUCAUCAAUUACUAGCCCUUGCUGCUGGUGGUACCACCAAGAAGAUGAAAUAUGGUAACAGAGCUCAUAAUAUUCCUGUCAUGGAUUUAAUUAAUGGACAUUGCUAUAUAACUUCUCAAAAUCAUGGUUAUGAAGUUGAUAUCGAUUCUCUAUCCGACUCAGAUUGGAAACCUUAUUUUGUCAAUAUUAACGAUAAAUCAAAUGAAGGCAUGAUUCAUUUGACGAGACCAAUAUUUUCUACUCAGUUCCAUCCUGAAGCUAAAGGGGGUCCUUUGGAUACUUCUGUUUUAUUUGAUAAAUAUUUCAAUGAUAUUGCGAAAUAUAUUGCUAAUAAAAAUUCGGCCAAUGAUAAUUCGAUUGUUUUAAAAUUAAAUGCCAAUUUGGCUAAAUAUAAUUUAAUCCCGACAUCUUUACCAAAUCAAAGAAUCCUUGCUUGA
Molecule: messenger RNA, 1230 nt
Organism: Henningerozyma blattae CBS 6284
Lineage: Eukaryota; Fungi; Ascomycota; Saccharomycetes; Saccharomycetales; Saccharomycetaceae
Gene: CPA1
Product: carbamoyl-phosphate synthase (glutamine-hydrolyzing) CPA1
Exons: 1
Coding region: 1-1230 (409 amino acids)
Biological process (GO): L-glutamine metabolic process; L-arginine biosynthetic process; 'de novo' pyrimidine nucleobase biosynthetic process
Cellular component (GO): carbamoyl-phosphate synthase complex; cytoplasm
Molecular function (GO): carbamoyl-phosphate synthase (glutamine-hydrolyzing) activity
Source: RefSeq, a predicted model, not a curated record